AAAGGCCCCAUUAGAGCCUAAAUCUAUUUGAGCAACGGUCACUUUUUUCAAACGCGCUCCAAACUCUUUCCUUCUUUUAAGCCCCCGCAUCCCCUCCCUCCCCCCUUCACAUCUCUCUCUCCUCUCUCUCCCUGGGUGUGUGUGUUACAUCAAAACCAGCUUCAUUGAAUUUAACAUAAGCAUCUGAAACUAAUGGGUUGGUUUUCUGUCUUUCCUUGUUUCAAUAAUUCCAAGCAUCGGAAACUCAAGAAAUCUGCCAACCCAACGACUUCAUCUUCUUCUAUAGAUCAGGGAAAUGAGAAAACUUGCAAGUCUCUUCUGAUCAAAGUACCCACAGAAGAAUCAACAAAUCUUGGUUCACUCCAAAACCCCGUUUCAGAAUCCAGGGAUAGCAGCGAAGAUCAACUGAUCAAUGACAGUGACGAUAAGUCAGUCACUAUAGAUUUAGACGUUGAGGCCAAUGCAGAUAUCCCCAUUGAAAAGGUUGAGUUUCUUUCGGUAGAAAGUAAAGAGGAUACGGAGAAAAAUACAGCGGAGAUUGGAAAAUUAGGAGUUCUUGUGGAACUUGAGAGUGAGAAAAAAGAAAAUGAAGAAUUGGGAAAUCUUGUGGAGAUUGAGAAAAAGAAAGAAGAAUGUAAGAGUUCAGGAAUUCAUGUGAAACUUGAGAAUGAAAGAGAUAAUAAAAUUCGAGCCUGCUCUGAUUCUAGUGUUUCAAGCUAUAUAUCUUAUCCACCGAUGCACAGAUACCAUAACUGUGUAAUCAACGAAGAUGAAGAUCAUGUAUUGAUUCAAGAGGAUUCAUCUGAAUCCUUAUUUUCUUUAUCAAUCAAUCCGAGAAGACUAUCAAAGUCUUGCCCAGUUGACUUGGAUGAUAAAGAGGUCAACAGUCCACUGAAAACCAGUCGUUCACCGGAGCUGAAUGCAAAAUCAAUCAGGGAUGAUCAGAACCAAAGCAUUGAUAAUUCGUUGUUGAAUCCAAUUGAGAAUCUUACUCAAUGGAAAACAUUGAUUCCCAAACCAAUACCUCCUUUCAAUCAAAAUCACAACCAAGAAAAAGAAAAUCUCUAUUUACAACCACAACAACAAGAAACCCAGAUCCCACAUAAAGCUUCAGUUUCAGAUCGAAAUGGGAAAGUUAAAAAAGAUAGUGAAGAAGUGACUACAAGCCUUUCAAGCUGGUUGAUUGAAAAUGAAAAUGAAGCAGAUAAUAAUAAGACAGUUGAAGUAAGCAUGGGAGAUAGUCAAUUUUCUGUAGGGAAUUCGUGUUCAUAUUCUGAUGGGGCAACUUCUUGGAAGAGCUUUGAAGAUCGACCCAUUUUAGGAGCUUGGACCAUUGAUGAAGUCAAACAGGUGUCUGCAAGAUCAUCUCCAAGAAAGUCACCAUGUCGGGACCUUGAUGACACUCCAAUCAUAGGAAGUGUUGGGAGUUACUGGAAUCAUACAGAUUCUCCAAACUCUUUCUCUUCAUCUCCCUUGGGAGGAAAGCCCAGAAGAAAUCAAAAGAAAGCCUUGAGCUGUCACUCUACACCUGUUAAGGCAAGAUUGGAGAGAGCAUUGGACAAGAAUGCUGUUUAAGUUAAGUUUAAAAAGUACGUUCUCUUAUUUUUGUGUUAGAUUUUGAUUGAUGAUACUGAUUGAAGAAUAAAUGGGAUGAUGGUGUUUUCAUCUCUAGUCUAUUGUAUAUGCCAUUUUGUUAGUGCUUGUGAAUACUAAACUCUGGUUUUAUAUAUACAUACUAUGAUUUUGAAUUCAAUUUUGCUUCUUGGAG
This is a messenger RNA of Lactuca saligna, 1768 nucleotides long. The record is from the annotation of a GenBank genome assembly. Lineage: Eukaryota; Viridiplantae; Streptophyta; Magnoliopsida; Asterales; Asteraceae.